Tinamus guttatus (white-throated tinamou) is the source of this 994-nucleotide messenger RNA. The record is from RefSeq and is a predicted model, not a curated record. NCBI's taxonomy places the organism in Eukaryota, Metazoa, Chordata, Aves, Tinamiformes, Tinamidae.
CUCCUUUUUUUUACUCUAUUUGUGGAUGUACACUGCUGUCUUCAAAUAUUAUGGUUUAAAAGAGGAAAUGGGCCCCAUCAUGAUCGAAGCAGUGUUUAUGACCAGAGCAAUGUAGUAGAUGGAGUUUACUGCCUCCCAAUAUCACACUGGAUUGAAGUCUCUGGACAUACUGAUGAGAUGAAGCAUACAACCGACUUCUAUUUUAAUAUUGCAGGACAUCAAGCUAUCCAUUACUCCAGAAUUCUGCCAAACAUCUGGCUGGGAAGUUGCCCUCGGCAGGUGGAGCAUGUGACUGUCAAGCUAAAACACGAGCUGGGUAUUACAGCUAUAAUGAACUUCCAGACCGAAUGGGAUAUUGUGCAGAAUUCCUGGGGUUGCAACCGCUACCCAGAACCCAUGAGCCCUGAAAUCCUCAUGAAACUAUAUAAAGAGGAAGGUCUUGCCUAUGUCUGGAUGCCAACCCCAGACAUGAGCACUGAAGGAAGAAUACAGAUGUUGCCCCAAGCUGUGUGUCUCUUGCAUGGGCUUCUUGAGAACGGUCACACUGUCUACGUGCAUUGCAACGCUGGCGUUGGCAGGUCCACAGCUGCUGUCUGCGGCUGGCUGAAGUACGUGAUGGGAUGGAGCCUGCGCAAAGUGCAGUACUUUGUGGCGUCCAGGAGGGCAGCUGUCUACAUAGAUGAGGAAGCUCUGGUUCGUGCUGAAGAUGAUUUCUACCAGAAAUUUGGACCUCUUCAUUCCUCGUGCAAACUUCAAACCUAGAAAAGUGGAUGAGGAGAACGAAAGUGAAGAGGGAUUCUUAUAUGUCAGCCUCAAGGAUUUAGAAUUCACGAUUCUGACUCCUGUCUCUUCUCCUCAGAUUACAGGCUUGUCUUAAAUGUCCUGAGAAUUUAACUAAAAAAUGCCUCUGAGUGUUUUUUUAUUUGCUCUUUUUAAGCUAGUAUAAUUCAUGCUUUCAAGCUUUUUGCUGCAAGUAUGAGAGGCGAAGACUGUA